Molecule: messenger RNA, 1662 nt
Organism: Microtus ochrogaster (prairie vole)
Lineage: Eukaryota; Metazoa; Chordata; Mammalia; Rodentia; Cricetidae
Gene: Mtarc1
Product: mitochondrial amidoxime reducing component 1
Biological process (GO): nitrate metabolic process
Cellular component (GO): mitochondrial inner membrane
Molecular function (GO): nitrate reductase activity; molybdenum ion binding; molybdopterin cofactor binding
Source: RefSeq, a predicted model, not a curated record
AGGAAGGGAGGGAAAAAGGACAGGAGGAGUGAAAACCACCACAGCUGAGCCACCCCCUCCCCUCCCAGGCUGAGUGAAGAUGCUCAACUUGGAUUGGCGGGAAAGGGUCAGGAGCUACCGGGCCACUGGCAAGAGUUGCGCUUAGCUUAGCGCAGCCGGCGCCUGAGGUGAAUCAGCGCCCGCCCCGCCUGCCCUCGCCAUGGGUGCCUCCGGCUCCUGGGCUCUGGCCCUCCAAGGCUUCUCCGCAUCCCGGGUCCCCCGGCAGCUGCGGUCCACCUGGCUCAGCGUCGCCGCGCUGGGACUGGCCGCGGUGGUGCUGGGGACGGUGGCCUGGCGUCGCGUGCGUCCCCGGCGCCGGCGGCUGCAGCAGGUGGGGACGGUGUCGCAGCUCUGGAUCUACCCGAUCAAGUCCUGCAAGGGGGUGUCGGUGAGCGAGGCGGAGUGCACCGACAUGGGGCUGCGUUGUGGUCACCUGCGUGACAGGUUUUGGCUUGUGAUCAAUGAAGACGGGAACAUGGUCACUGCCCGGCAGGAACCUCGCUUGGUCUUGGUUUCCCUGACCUGUGACAAUGACACCUUGACUAUCAGUGCAGCCUACACAAAGGAUCUAUUGCUGCCCAUCACACCACCCGCCACAAACCCGCUCCGCCAGUGCAGAGUGCAUGGUCUGGAGGUGCAGGGCAGGGAUUGCGGAGAGGAAGCCGCUCAGUGGAUCACCAGCUUCCUGAAGACACAGCCCUGUCGCCUGGUGCACUUCGAGCCCCACAUGAACCCCAGACGUUCUCAGCUGCUGAAGGCUCGGUUCCGGUCCAAGGACCAUGUGGCCUACUCAGAUGUAAGUCCAUACCUGGUCCUGUCUGAGGCAUCCUUGGAAGAUCUCAACUCCAGGAUGGAGAAGAAAGUGAAAACUAUUAACUUCAGGCCCAACAUUGUCAUUUCAGGAUGUGAUGUUUUCGCAGAGGAUUCUUGGAAUGAACUCCUCAUUGGGGAUGUGGAACUGAAGCGGGUGAUGGCUUGCACCAGGUGCCUUUUAACGACGGUGGAUCCGGACACCGGCAUCAUGGACAGAAAGGAGCCGAUGGAAACACUGAAGAGCUACCGGCUAUGUGACCCUUCGGAACAGCCGUUAUACGGAAAGCUACCCCUCUUUGGACAGUAUUUUUCUCUGGAAAAUCCAGGGACAGUCAAAGUGGGAGACCCCGUGUACCUUCUGAGCCAGUAAUGGAAACUGCACAUUCUGGAACAACAGAUGUCUCUCAGAAACAUUUUUGAAGCUGACAUCGCUUGAACUGGUUCUUCAGCCUUUUCUUUGGGGCUGUGAUUCCCAAGUUUUCCUCUUUCAGAUUUCCUCAGUCUCUCGUUUUCUGGGUCCAGCACACAAAGCAGAGAAAGGCAGUCCUGCAAACUUAGCAGGGCGCCGUCGAGUUUCUUGAAGGAUGAAGGGAUUAUCAAAAUGCUCUGUUUAUAAUUAUGGAGUAAUUUUUCUACUUCUGCAUUCUCUUGCCAAGGCAGCAGAUGUCCAUCAUCUCUCUACCCCUCUUUUGGGAAGGGAAAGAAAACAGGAGGAAGACUGUAAGCCAGAAGAAUGUUCCAGAAUGUUUUGCUACCCCUGGACAUCAUGCAUACAAUGGAAAUUAAAUACUUUCCCAAGUAAGGUUGGAA